AGGGAGGGCAGGGAGCGGAUCUGCAGCCCGGGCCCGAGCUCCCACAGCCCGGCGCCGGCAACAUGUCGCGGCCGCUGCCCGUCAACCCGCGCUUCGUGCCGCAGAGUCAGGGCGUCCUCAAGUCGCUGCUGGAGAAUCCCGUCAGACUGUCGCGCCGCCAUGAAGAGGGGUUCAGCAAGGAGGAGAAGGAGAAGCAGCUGGAUGAUGAGGUGGGGGGCAGCACCCUCUCGCAGUCGGCCUUCCUGGGGCCCACCCUCUGGGACAAGACCCUGCCCUACGACGGAGACACCUUCCAACUGGAGUACAUGGACCUGCAGGAGUUCCUGUCCGAGUACGGGAUCCCCAUCAGCCCGUCCCACCAGCAGAAGGCGGGCCCUCACCCACCCCCACAGCACCCUGGGGGGCCGCCCGUGGACCUCAGCCGAGCGGGCACCUCCAUACCUGUGGGCAUGGGACCCCAAACUCUACUGCCCGGCACAGCCAGACCAGGACCACUGCUCCAGUCUGUCCGUAACACCCCCAGCCCCAUUGACCCGGAGAGUAUCCAGGUUCCGCUGAGCUACGAGCCGGACCCUGCCGACCUGGCUCUGUCCAGCGUUCCCGGGCAGGAGAUGUUCGACCCCCGCAAACGCAAGUUCACCGACGAGGAGCUGAAGCCGCAGCCCAUGAUCAAGAAAGCCCGCAAGAUAUUUGUGCCCGAUGAGAUGAAGCAGGAUGAAAAAUACUGGACCCGGCGCAGGAAGAACAACAUGGCGGCCAAGCGCUCGCGCGACGCCCGCAGGCUGAAGGAGAACCAGAUCGCCAUCCGGGCCUCGUUCCUGGAGAAGGAAAACUCGGCCCUGCGCCUGGAGGUGGCCGACCUCCGCAAGGAGCUGAACAGAUGCAAGAACAUCCUGUCCAAGUACGACCCCUGAGCCACGCAGCAUCCUGCUCCCAACCUCCCCCUCCCCCCACCCGCCCAAGCCUUUAACUAGGCCUCAAAACAUGCCCACCUCUAUAUGGGACACUCCCCCCCCCUCACAGGCCCGACCUUUAACUAGGCCUCAAAACAUGCCCACCUCUAU
Leucoraja erinaceus (little skate) is the source of this 1064-nucleotide messenger RNA. RefSeq names its product HLF transcription factor, PAR bZIP family member a (gene hlfa). The transcript is spliced from 4 exons. Gene Ontology annotation, biological process: regulation of transcription by RNA polymerase II. Gene Ontology annotation, molecular function: RNA polymerase II cis-regulatory region sequence-specific DNA binding; DNA-binding transcription factor activity, RNA polymerase II-specific. The coding region runs from base 63 to 914 and encodes 283 amino acids. Gene Ontology annotation, cellular component: nucleus. Lineage: Eukaryota; Metazoa; Chordata; Chondrichthyes; Rajiformes; Rajidae. The record is from RefSeq and is a predicted model, not a curated record.